Trichomonas vaginalis G3 is the source of this 846-nucleotide messenger RNA. RefSeq lists its product as uncharacterized. The coding region runs from base 1 to 846 and encodes 281 amino acids. The record is from RefSeq and is a predicted model, not a curated record. The transcript has a single exon. NCBI's taxonomy places the organism in Eukaryota, Parabasalia, Trichomonadida, Trichomonadidae.
AUGUUGUCUUUUGCUUUAUUGACUAAAUCCCUGAAUGGCCACAAUCAUGGUUCAUACAAGGCUCCACGUGCAUUCCCCAAGUAUCAAAUCUGCUCAAACCACACAUUCAAGAACUCUUUGACAAUGGGAGAGAGCUCAUUUGCUGUCAUUCCUAAAUCGAAACUCAAUAAAUAUAUCGAUUACUCUAUUAAGAGAUUCGCGGGUAAGACAUAUAACAAGAACAUGUCUGAAACAAUGCUCACCGUACUUCAAGAUUCCGAUGAUUUUGGAACCGUAUGGUGGCCAUAUGAGAUCAUGGGUUUCACAUUCGCAAAAUAUUGCCCAGAGAAGCAACUCCUUAAAGUCAAGUUGAUCUCUGCAAAUCUCACCAAAAAUGGAUAUUAUAGAAUCUCUACAACAAAGUUCUCAUAUGCAAUGAAGGGACCAUACGCAUAUGACUAUUUCGCAUUCUAUUUAUCCCAGUUAAAUGAAGUAUCAGUUACUGUUUACCCUCAUUUACCAAAAGGAUCAAAGAACGUAACUGUGAAGCAAGUUGUCAAGAAGGCUCAAGAAAUGAUUUCUAUUGCAAUUUCAUCAAUCCAAGAAAAUGGACAUAAACUCCCACCAAUGAUAAUUGAAUCAAUUUCAAGAAUAUACUAUAAUGCUUUACAUCAUGUAGCUAAAGGAGGUGAGAAAAGUGUUAUUCCAUGUACAUCAAAACAAAUGACAGGUGCUGAAAAGAGAAGAAUUGGCAGAAGAAUGCCAAGAUGGAUCCAUAGAAGGAAGGUUUUCCCACGCUGGUUCAAGCGCUUUCUUCAAAAGAAGCGUGGAUUAAAGAGAACAACAGCUAAGACCUUAAAGCAUUAA